AGCUAAUAUAAAACUAUACAGAACCAAAACCAAAAUUCUUCCUUUAUUUUGUUAGACCAAACCAAAAAAAAUCAGUAAAGUGGGAAAAACGAGCUGAAUCCAUGGCGGCCUCUAAGCUACAAGCUCUGUGGAAUCACCCAGCCGGACCCAAAACCAUUCACUUUUGGGCACCAACUUUUAAAUGGGGCAUUAGCAUAGCCAACAUAGCUGACUUCGCGAAACCACCAGAAAAAAUCUCCUACCCUCAGCAAAUAGCGGUUACUGCAACUGGAGUCAUCUGGUCACGUUAUAGCAUGGUAAUCACGCCGAAGAACUGGAAUCUCUUUAGUGUGAACAUUGCUAUGGCUGGAACAGGCAUAUACCAACUGUCCCGAAAAAUAAAACAUGAUUACUUUUCAGAGGGCGAGGCAAAGCCUGCUGUUGCAACAGAAUGAUGGCGAAAUCUUCCAAAAAUGCCGUUUUUCCUGGGUCAAUUAUCAGUUGUUUUCUUGUUUUUGCUGUUAAUUAAAAGUUGCUACACUUGGCUCUAUUAGCUUUGAAUUAUUUCAAGCAUGCUGUGUUUUGG
Messenger RNA from Hibiscus syriacus, 565 nucleotides. Its product is annotated as mitochondrial pyruvate carrier 4. Gene Ontology annotation, biological process: pyruvate import into mitochondria. The coding region runs from base 102 to 434 and encodes 110 amino acids. Gene Ontology annotation, cellular component: mitochondrial inner membrane. The record is from RefSeq and is a predicted model, not a curated record. NCBI's taxonomy places the organism in Eukaryota, Viridiplantae, Streptophyta, Magnoliopsida, Malvales, Malvaceae. The transcript is spliced from 5 exons.